CAAUUUGGACCCGCCCCUUCGUCCUUCCCCGCCUGCCUCUGCAGCGUGACUGAGCUGCCGCCGCUCUCUCUCCACCUUCUUUGCUGCCGGGAUCCAUCGCUCGCUCCCUUAAGUUGCCCACGGCUGCUGAGGACGCGAGGAAGGAGAAGCGUGGGUCCGGACAAGUCCUUUGCGCAGGAUCCAGGCCAGGUGAUACAAUGGAAUCAUUGGAUACAACACUCAAUAGUUACCUGGAUGUUUGGCUUGGGCCAAGAGAUCCCAGGGUAAAAGGAUGGUUUCUCUUGACGAACUACACACCUACCUUCAUCUUCUCUGUCUUAUAUUUAUUAAUCAUAUGGAGAGGACCAAAGUAUAUGCAGAACCGACAGCCAUUUUCAUGCAGGGGCAUUCUAGUGGUCUAUAACCUUGGACUUACCCUCCUGUCCCUCUAUAUGUUUUAUGAGCUGGUGACAGGAGUAUGGGAAGGAGGAUACAAUUUCUUCUGUCAGGAUACGCACAGUGGAGGUGAAGCUGAUAUGAAGAUUAUGCGGGUCCUCUGGUGGUACUACUUCUCAAAGCUCAUUGAAUUUAUGGACACUUUCUUCUUUGUCUUACGAAAAAAUAACCACCAAAUCACAGUUCUUCAUGUAUACCACCACGCAACUAUGUUGAAUAUUUGGUGGUUUGUUAUGAACUGGGUGCCUUGUGGCCACUCAUAUUUUGGUGCCACCCUUAACAGCUUCAUUCAUGUCCUUAUGUAUUCCUACUACGGACUAUCCGCUAUUCCAUCUAUGCGUCCGUAUCUCUGGUGGAAGAAAUACAUCACUCAGGGACAGCUGAUUCAAUUUGUUCUGACAAUCUUCCAGACAAGCUGUGGGGUCGUUUGGCCUUGUUCAUUUCCUAUGGGAUGGUUAUACUUCCAAAUUGGUUAUAUGAUCUCCUUGAUUAUCCUUUUCACAAAUUUCUAUGUUCAGACUUACAACAAAAAAGCAGCCUCCAGAAGGAAAGAAUAUCAGAAUGGUUCUGCAGCUGCUGUGAACGGGUACACAAAUAGCUUUUCUUCUUUUGAGAACAAUGUGAAGCAAAGAAAACAAAGGAAGGAUUGAAGAACAAACUGAGAAACUAUUCUGAUAUCCCAGGCAACAACAACAAAAUCUGAUUGUAAGCACAAUAUGUGUUGUGCACUGAUAACUCUUGACAGCUACUGUAACUAUUCCUGCCUAGAAUAGUGUCGAUUUAUGUAGGAUCUAACCAGUGCAAAACAUCCUAGAAACUACCCCUAAGCUAAAGUUGAUGACGUUGAUAAUCCUGGAUGGUCAUAGACUGAAGCAUAAACUGUGGAAGGAAGUAUUAUUGUAGUAUGACAGACACUGCUGUUGCCUUACUAGUCAAUAUUAGAGGUGCUGAAUUAGGAUUCACAAUUACAAAACUGUAAUUCAGACUCAUAUUUUUAACUGUAGAUAGUGCAUGUUAUUGUAAUUUGUACAACAAGAUUAAGUUCUUUUUUUUUUCAGUAGUUUAAAACACACAUGCCUUAAAUUAAAAUUAAAGCAGGGCCCAAAAUCUAUUUUGAUCCAGUUUGAAAAUGUAUGGAACUGUUUGAUUCUAAGGGAGCAGCUUCUCCGGGGUAGUUUAUGCUAGAGUACGGAUACUAAACAGAGAAGCGCAGGGUCACUGAUGAAAAGUUCACAGAUAUGCCUGUUGGUUUUCCCUUCCAUUCAAGUGUAUGGCCUUGUUCAUUUCCUGCAGGGUGGUUAUACUUCCACAUUGACUAUAUGAUCUCCUUAAUGACCCUUUUCACAAAAGGCUGUCUUCAGGUCUAGAAUAUAGAAAUGUCUAUUCUAUCUGCUAGAGAAGUGAUAACCCAGAAAAGGCAGGGCACUCACCUGUAAACACUUCAUGCCCACCAGGUAUCAUUGGCACAGUAUGUGUGUAGCCUGUUUUGAGAGAGGCAUUUCCUGCAGCCGAGAUGUGACGAUGUUUAGUUCCUUUCACAAAUCAAAGAGACACCGUGUCUGUGAUGUGCAGUAGUAGGCACGUUCAAAGGCUCACACUUCUAUAUAUGUUCUUUUUGAAAUGAAACCAAUGCUGAAAUAAAUGGCCAUUUAGUUUUGUCAGGACUCACUAUUUUUCUCAUUUUAUUAUAACAAGUCUGCAACAGUUCAGCUUUUAAAACAUUUUUCCUCAAUUAACUUUUAAUAAUAAGUAAUGGGAACUUCACUUUUGCUUAGGCAGUGUCUAGGAUGGGAUGCUGACUCUAAGCAUUACAGCAUGCUUGGGGAGGCCAGCCUAUCUUUCUCCCACAAAAUGUUUCCAGUGUUGCAUCCUGAAAAUGUUGCUGUUUACUUUCUCAACUGCCAGUGACAUCUGAGAUGAAACCAGCUGUGGGUUUUUCUUAACCAUUUUUCCUGUUGAGGAAGGCACAGCUAUUCCUUUUUCCAUUCCAUGGCUAAGUCUUUCCUACACUUGAAAAAUCUUAGAAUGAGUCUUCUGGUUGGACCACAGCAAGCCAACUAAAGGUAUCUUGAGUAAAUUGUGAAGCAGAUUUCUGAAAAUUGCAGAAGUUGAGGGGGGUCCCUAUUCUCAUGACUGACUGCAUUGUUUCAACCAUACUUCAAAGCUAUUCCUGGGUAAAUCUAGUAUUUGCCUUUUUUUCCUAGCUUUUGUUCCUUUGUUGCAGAGAUUUUAAGAAAACUUUGGGAUUAACCCUGGCUUCUCCCCUUCCCUCUGCAGUAUUGAGGCUGGGGUCUCCUUGAGAAUGAAUAGCGUAGAGUAUGGGCUAGGGCAGAGAAGGCGACAUCUGGAAAGGGAUUUUUUUCUGCAAAAUUGGGGAUCAGCCCCAGUGCAAAUAGAAGUCCUUCCAUGCACACAAGCAGCUCCUGGAUCCAACUCAUUGACUUUAGAAAUGUGCCUAUAGUAAAUGUUUUCUGGUUUUUUCCUUUUCAGAGUGUUGCAUUAGCUCAUGUCAGACUAUAGUUAUAUGAAAAACCCUUGGAACAAAGUGAGCUUUGUUUCCUUAUUGUCCAUUUCUUCUGCAGUUUCUUGUGUUGUUUGAAAUUUAUUUUAGAAAUGCUUAUUGAAAUCCCUGUUUGUUGUAACCAUUCCCUCCCACACACAAACCACACACAAACAUUUACAGUGUUGGUUGAUAAACAGGUCUCUGUAACAAAUGUACUCUGUAAUAUGGUGGAGUUAUAACCUGUUAACACACUAACCAUACUUCGUAUCAAGCCAUUCCCUUAGUCCUUGCCUCCCCACAUUUACAUGAUUAGAGUUUUAUGAUUUUUUAUAUUUAUACAGAUACAAGUUUACCAUGUUGUUGCACAGCUGAUGUUUGAGACGGAUUAUUAGUUGUCCUUAUUAGCCUUGCAGAUUUGAUUUGUAUCGUCUUUGGUCAAUCCCUCCCCACCCCCACCCUUGUUUUUGAAUGAGACAGCGCUGGUUUACUUUGUGUGUGUGUGUAUAAGUGUGUGUGUGUGUUUGUGUGUGUGGUUAAUGUUCUCAAAGCUUAUGUGUACAUGUCUUGGUUUCUAGGUAUUGAUUUGCAAAGUUUUCACAUAUUUCAUACAGCAGCUUUACCAUUCAAACAAAAUAUGCUGUCUAAAUAUGUGUGUGCUAAAAAUAAAAAAAAACCUAGCUUGUCAGAAAUACCUGCAUUGUUACGUUUUGUGUUUAAUCAUUAAAUCAUUCUUGAUCCCUG
Molecule: messenger RNA, 3679 nt
Organism: Candoia aspera
Lineage: Eukaryota; Metazoa; Chordata; Lepidosauria; Squamata; Candoiidae
Gene: ELOVL5
Product: ELOVL fatty acid elongase 5
Exons: 8
Coding region: 198-1085 (295 amino acids)
Biological process (GO): sphingolipid biosynthetic process; fatty acid elongation, polyunsaturated fatty acid; fatty acid elongation, monounsaturated fatty acid
Cellular component (GO): endoplasmic reticulum membrane; endoplasmic reticulum
Molecular function (GO): fatty acid elongase activity
Source: RefSeq, a predicted model, not a curated record